AUGGGGAGGUGGAGAGUAGCCACGGUUUAUGGUGGCAAAGAGGCAGUUCACAGAAGGCUACUUUGGGAGAAGUUGGAUGAAUUUGGUUCUAACAGUCAUCCUUUAGUAGUUGGGGGUGAUUUCAAUUGUAUUUUUGCUAAGGAAGACAAGAGAGGGGGAAGACCUUUUCGAUUUUCUCAAGGAGCAAGAGAGAUGAGUUCAUUCGUGGAAAGGAGUAAUCUUCAUGAAGUGAGUGUAAGUGGACCAAGAUUCACUUGGUGCAAUAACAAAGAUGGUAAUGUUAAAAUAUUGGAGAGGUUGGAUAGAUGCUAUGUUAACCCGUUGGCAUUGAAGAACAAUCGGUUGGUGUUAAGGCAUUUAUCAAGGGUUGCAUCAGAUCAUUGCCCAAUCUUAUUGAACUUCUUGGAAGGAAACGUUUUCUCUGAUAAGAUCAUAAGGAAAGGUUCUCUUAAUGGGUGGCCUUUUUCUAACAAUUCUAUUGAUGAGAAGGAUAGGGAAUGGUUAACCAAAGUGCUGUCUUUGGAGGACUUGGAGAUGGUAAUGUUGCAAACAACUGAUAGCAUAGCUCCUAGAAAUGAUGGGGUUUCAUACUCUUUCAUGAAAUCAUAUUGGAACAUUAUUAAGAAAUAUUGUUGGUAUGCUGCAAACCAAUUCUUUAGGUUGGGAAAGAUGAAUGUUGAAUGGAAAGAGACCAUUCUAGUUCUCAUUCCAAAGGUUUUAGAGCCGGCAAUACCUAACCAUUAUAGACCUAUUAGAUUGUGCAGGUCUAUUUACAAGGUGAUGGCAAGAAUUCUAUUGAACAUAAUGAAAUUGAUGAUUCAUAAAUUGGUUUUUAUGGAGCAAGCUGCAUUUAUCAAUGGGAGAUCUUUGGGUGAUCAUAUUCUAGUGGCACAGGAGGCUUUUUCAAAAGUUCAGGAGUUCUAG
This is a messenger RNA of Dendrobium catenatum, 924 nucleotides long. RefSeq lists its product as uncharacterized. The coding region runs from base 1 to 924 and encodes 307 amino acids. NCBI's taxonomy places the organism in Eukaryota, Viridiplantae, Streptophyta, Magnoliopsida, Asparagales, Orchidaceae. The record is from RefSeq and is a predicted model, not a curated record. The transcript has 2 exons.